UGAUUCAACCAGAACAGACCAAAUGCACACUAACGUUUGUCCACAUACUUUUGGCUACAAAUUGAAGUUUCUCCCCUUUUUUAGUUCAGUUUCAGGCGCAGGGACGUGUUUAUGUGAGCCAUUUAAUUGAAGAACUUCAAUACCCACAAUGCCCCUGCUCAAAGGUUGACUAAUCGAGCGUAGACCCAUCGUUCCGCUCUGCCUCCUCGCCCACUCUCACCGGCCACUUUUCUCCCAACAGUCGCAUCCUGACUGCGAGCUCCGGCGCUACCGUUAGCUAGCUAAUAAGGGAGUAGCAAGCCCUUCUUACUGAGGAAAUUCUGUUUUUACACCUCAGCAUUAUGUCAUUCUGCUGAGUAAUUCGUUUGGGAAAAUGAAUAUGCGAUUUUUCCGCACUAACACGCCUCCUAGAAAACAAAAUUCCCUCCGUAAAGUCCGCUUUUUCACUUCGACCUCGGUAGCUGAACGGGUUUAGCAGUCAGUUCGUUUUGACAAGCGAGUGGCUCAUCUGUCCGCCGCUGCUGCUGCUCUGUGACGGGGUGGGGGGGCGUUUGGACAAAGCCAGUCAGAUGUUGGACGGUAGAAAUAUCUACCGGGUUGUGAAAUUGAAUUAUCAAGCUGAUUAUCUGUCGUCAAAGUGCCAGGAAUAAAGGGAGGAGUAAGGUCUAUUUUUGGAGGGCGAGAGUUUGGAUCUCGCACCGAAGGAAGGGGUAGGGGGUGUGCGGAGGAGGAGGACCCGCAGAGAAGAAGGGACGUAGGGGGGAGAAAAUCCUGAUGCCAGUGAUGGCAAACGAGCCGAUCAUCCUAAACGUCUAUGAUAUGUACUGGAUCAAUGAGUUUACCAGCUCUUUGGGUAUCGGAGUCUUUCACUCAGGGAUUGAGGUCUAUGGAAGAGAGUUUGCCUAUGGCGGACACCCGUACCCAUUCUCAGGGAUCUUUGAGAUUACACCAGGUGAUGCAACCGAACUUGGCGAUACCUUUAAGUUCAAAGAAGCCAUAGUCUUAGGCAGCACAGACUUCACAGAGGAGGAUGUGGAGCGGAUCGUGGAGGAGAUGGGGAAGGAGUACAAAGGCAACGCCUACCACCUCAUGCACAAGAAUUGCAACCACUUCUCCUCAGCACUGUCAGAGAUCCUGUGUGGCAGGGAGAUCCCUCGCUGGGUCAACCGCCUGGCCUACUUCAGCUCCUGCGUGCCAUUCCUCCAGAGCUGCCUGCCCAAAGAGUGGCUGACCCCGGCUGCCUUACAGUCCAGCGUCAGCCAGGAGCUCCACGGAGGGGGGGAGCUGGAGGAGGCCGAGGACGCCGCUGCAACAGCCUCCCUGGCAUCCAUGUCGCCCUGCUCCCCAUCAUCCUCCUCCAGCCCUUCCUCCUUGCCUCGCCAUUCCCGACACCAGCCCCGCCGGUAGAAGCUGCACGUUCUGUUGGGAAACUUGGGGCUGGACUUGUGGUCUCCAGAGACUGUCAGGGAACGGAAUACCUGCAGCAGCUGAUGAGUCCAGUCAGACUGGCCUCGAGCAAGGCACUGGACUGCUAGCUGCUCUCGGUAAGAAUGUCAGCCAAAUCUCUGCAGUGAUUUAGAGCGGUGGAAGGGUUUUUCCUCGCAGGGGGAACAAACUCUUGUUGCUGACAAAGGCAGGACCAUCUCUCACACGGCUGAUGGAUUCUAACAUCCCAUCCAAACCUCAAAUGUCUUUUAUUAUAUUUUUAUUAUUUUACCAGCCAAGUUGCAGUGCAGAAUGGAAGCAAGGCCAGCUGUGUUUCAUAAUUUAGGAAAAAUUUACCAGCCAUGCCCAGAUUCUACCAGCAGUUAGUCAGUGGACGGUGCUAAUACCCACCUUUUUUUGUAGUGGAAACCAGGGGAUGCUGAAAAAGAAGUGUGGUUUGACUUAGUUUAUAAUCAUGAGGCCAAGCUGCAUGAGUGACCUUUUAAUAACCUGAUUUGGCAGAUUAGGUAUCGAGUAAUCCUGAUCCUGUUUCCAAUUUGACCAUCCAACAGGCACUUGUGAUGGAGUAUAUUUGUACUUUUAGGGGUUACCAGUUGCAAAUAUUUCUGUUACCUGAAGAAAAGUAUUAUUAUUCUGGACUUUUCUCAAAUUUUUGCUUCAUUUUCUUGUGAAAUACGGGACUGAUUUACCUCUUCAGGCUAGCAGGUUUGUUCAAAAAACACUGUUUGUGUCUGAAACCUACUCAGCUCUACUGCUAGCAACAUCAGCAUUGUAGCUAAGUUGUUUUUCUGCUGUAAUGUGAAUACGCCUUAAUGGGUCUUUAUAUAUUUAUAUAGCGGAUGUUAAAGCUGUAUUGGUCUCAACACCCAGCUAAUCCUGAACAUCUGCAGUCUGACGCCAUCUGAAGAGAAACUGAUUCAAACAUUUCUAGACUGGAACUUUUGAUUGUUAUUAUAGUAUAAAUUACCACAAGGCAAAAGCAGGUAUUGUUUGAUCUGUGGCUGUUAAAUUUUUUAAUAUGUUGUAAAUAUUUGGCUGGUAAAAUUUUAAGAAACAGCAGGUAGAGUUUGGAACCUAUACACUUGCCUCAAAUCGCUGUGUGUGCAUCAGGACCUCAGCCUUUUUGUUAUUUUUCUCUCACAGCAGGCUGGACUAGCCUCACUCUCCUCAAACGCCACAUAGACACGAAUAAACUGAUCCAGCACCAGUGUCUAAAUGGCUGAAAAUAAUUUCAAAAAUCAUAAGAUGGGUUCAGUUCCAGGUACUUUUUGCUUCCCAAGCAAAUCAGCCGUUGUCAGAUAUCUGUAGCAGCUCUUUAAAUCCUUCCUACCCAUCAUGGAUAACCCACUUGUGAUUUGAGGAAGACUUAACCCAAUGAAGCUGAUUUUUUAAAUGUAUCAGCCUGUAAUGUAAUGCAAAUACAAAAGUAAUAUUGUCAGUAAUUUAAGGAUUAGUUUACACGUCAGGCAGUGACUUAUAGGUUAGUGAAGAUUGUUUUUGUUACCAGAAGGUUUUGGGUUUAAAUCGUAGAGUAAAAGAGUGAAUUCUUUCUCAGUAGCAACUGCCAUGGUGCCUUUUGAGCAAGGCACUUAACCCACAAGUGUUCCAGUGGCCAACAGUAGAAGGCUGUGGUUGUACUGGACUGCUCACAGUUGUCAGUGUCUCUUCAUCUGUUAGCGUAAGGCAAAAUGUUUCGUCUUCACCCGAGUAAUUCAAGGUUCAAGUUUACAUCUGAAGAAGGCUCUUGAAGCAAAGGAAGGGAAUUUGAAUUUGAGGAAGAGUGUGUCUUCAGUGGAACUGAAACCGUCGUUAACUGACCCGCCAUCCGCCUGCACUCCUGACAGUCCGUUUCCUCACAUCUGUGUCCAGUUAGGGAUGAAGCACAUUGGUGUUAAUUCGGAGCAUCACAAAUGCAUUUUUAAGUUUCAUUUUUCGAGAGAUUAUGGCUUUCACUUUCUGUGUCAGAAAAACCCACUGAAAUCAUCAAGUACUAUCAUUUACUUGGACAAGUUCUUAAACUUCUUCAAUCACCUUAAAAAUGUGUAAAUUAUAGUUUCACGCUUUACAUGAAGAUGCUGCUCAUUUGAAGCUCUAUACGUGCUGUCAACAACAACACAUAUGCUGCAUAAUGUGUAUUGUCCCGAACAAGAGCCAUGGAUGUGUUGAAAACUUAUUUCUCAAUCAGUUUUGCCUGUUGUGCUGGACGUCUGAUAACAAGCAGGAAAAUUGUCAAAUCUUUUUUUGUUUUGUUUUGUUUUGUUUAUUCUUUAAUGUAUUUCUAUGAUAUAUGGACUCUGGCCUUUUUGUCUGUUUUGUUUAUGUUUGAUAAACUCAGGACUCCAAAAGGCUUUGUAAUAUAAUCCUUUAAACUUUUUUAUCCCACAUUUUUGCGUUAAUGUUGCUUUUUCUAAUGCAGUAGUCACUCAAGAGCUUUUCAAGAACGCACUGUGGCAGUGCAGUUUUAUACUCCUCUCUUUGAUAAAAAAAAAAGAGCUUUUGUUUACAACCUGGAUAUUUGUAUGUGAGCCUGUGCUGCUCUCCUGUCUGUGCAUGAAUGUGUGAGUGUGUAUGCACACUUGUAUUAUAAAUGGUUAGUAUCAACACGCUGCCAACUGGGCCAAAUUUCCCUGCAUCAGACACACACAGAUAUUCUUUAAAAGAGGUCCAUCUUAACAAAUGUAGCAAAUUUGUUUUUUUGUUGUUGUCUUUUUUUUGUUCUUUUUUACAGAAUAUUGCUGCAAGAGAUUGGAUUUCUUUAAACCAAGUAAACUGUUUGUCUUCAUGUGCAAUUUUUCAGUAACAUUAUUUCGGUGCAGUGGCAGAUCAUUUUGCAGAUUUCAACUACAGGUAGAAAGAUUAUUUUCAGGACCUUGCUUUCUAACAAAUAAGCAGUGUUAAAGCAAGACACACAGUGACAACAAUGACAUUUCUCAUGAAACCAGCAUAUUUUUUUUCAAGGUUUCAAGUCAGUGUAUUAUGAAGUUAAUUUGAAAUGUUCCUUUUUACGUUUUAGUAAGUCUGAAUAAGAAAACGAGUAAACUUUAUUUUUAAUGCACACAGACUGACACACACAUACUGCUCAUGUCAGCUCCCUCUGCUGGCUGUUACCUGAACUGUUACUUGUCUGUGUUUCCACAAACAGACACUGAGGUUUCCCUUAACCUUCAUAGCUUCAUAGUUUUAAUUAUUUCUAAUGGCAAAUUAACAAUAUCUCAAACACUAAUUAUCUAUUUAUUAGCUAAAUUGGAUUAACUAAAAAUGCAGCCUUCUUUUUCAAAAUGCUAAAGGAGAAAACAACUUCCUUUUACUUACUUUUAUGUUCAUUUCUCAACAUUUAACAUUUAAAGUACCACAAAUAACCAUUACUGAGGCCAAAGAUAGCUAUAACCUCACCAGUCUUCACUCACACUGUUGAAUUGUCAUCACACCAUGUAUCCAACUUUCUUAUAAAUGUCUCAUUUUGGAAUGAAACCCUCAUUCUUUGAGUAAAUGUAGUGAUUAAAUGAUUAUUUGUGGGACAUUUGCACCACUUGUGUGAGCUAUGAAUGUAGAUUGGAAAACCUCAGUCAUUCCUCAGUCACUCGUACCACACAAAAACUGACUUCAGCUGUUUUACAGUGACCUUUCUCAGAGCCUUCAGAGGAGUGGACCCGGUUUGUACCCUGUUGUAAAGUUAUUAAAGAAAAGUAUACAA
Molecule: messenger RNA, 5140 nt
Organism: Dicentrarchus labrax (European seabass)
Lineage: Eukaryota; Metazoa; Chordata; Actinopteri; Moronidae
Product: deubiquitinase DESI2
Exons: 5
Coding region: 775-1407 (210 amino acids)
Biological process (GO): protein deubiquitination
Molecular function (GO): deubiquitinase activity
Source: RefSeq, a predicted model, not a curated record